Messenger RNA from Penicillium alfredii, 1326 nucleotides. Its product is annotated as alpha/beta hydrolase family protein. Lineage: Eukaryota; Fungi; Ascomycota; Eurotiomycetes; Eurotiales; Aspergillaceae. The record is from RefSeq and is a predicted model, not a curated record. Bases 1 to 1326 code for a protein of 441 amino acids. The transcript has a single exon.
AUGAAACUGUAUUCCUCUAUCUACACCGGCCCACUUCUGGCUGCUUUGCUGUAUUCCGGUGUCGCUUCCGCAGCGUACAGCACCGCUCACAGCCCCAUGCUGCUUUUGAGCAAUGACUCCACGAUGAACUUCGACCUGCUGACUCCUCUCGGCGAGUCCAUCACCGGAGGAGGAGACGUCGGAGCUAUUCUUGGUGCGGCCAAAGAUAUCAAAGCCGGAAAUAUGACGUCCUUCAGCGAGGUCUUCUAUAAGCUCGCCAACGACACCAAGGCUCAGGCCGAAGACCCGGAGAAUGCCUCCGAUCCUGUCAAUGUCAGGGACACCUGGUUCUCUGCGGCGUCCUAUUACCGCAAGGCUGAUGGCUAUCUCCACGGCAACUGGAACAAUCCGCUCAUCAACCGCCUAUGGGCCGAGCAGAUGAAGGCGUUCGACAAGGGGAUCGCUACUUUGCCUAUUCCUGGUAAGCGCGUCCGCAUUCCGGCUCACAAGAGCAACUUCACCGUCGAAGCCAUCUGGUACUCUGCUUCCAAAAGCAAGGACGAGAAGCUGCCGACGCUGAUUAUCGGAAACGGCUUCGACGCUGCGCAGGAGGACUCGUACCACAACUUCGUCGCUCCCGCCCUGGCCCGAGGAUGGAAUUGUAUCACCUAUGAAGGCCCAGGGCAACCAACUGUGCGCCGUAACCAGAACCUUGGGUUCAUCCCAGACUGGGAGAAAGUCGCCACCCCCGUCGUGGAUUACGUUCUCUCGGAGAAGAAGGACGUCGUGGACAAGGAUCGUCUUGUCCUUGUUGGCAACUCCUUGGGCGGCUACCUUGCUGCCCGUGUCGCAGCCUUCGAGCCCCGCCUGUCCGCAGUGGUCUUGAUUGACGGUGUCUGGGAAAACUACGCUGCGUACGCAAGGGAGCUGUCGUCUGAAAUGCGCGCCAUCUAUGAGGCGGGCAACUACACGCAAUUCGACAAGACCAUCCUUUCGGCUCGGAAAGCCGGCAAGCUCCCCACCGGCGCCGCCUGGGGCAUCGACCAAGGCCUGUGGUCGUUCCACACGCACUCACCCUCUGACUUCUUCACCCAAACCAAGAAGUACAACGUCUCGUCUUUCAUUCAUAAGAUCAAGAUGCCUGUGUUUGUCGGGAAUGCCGAGCUGGAGAGCACUUAUGUUGGACAAGCGAAGAAAGUGGCGGACGCGCUGGGCGACCGGGCCACUCUGCAUACUUUCAAGGGGGUUGCUGGCUUUCAUUGCCAGACUGGUGCUGGACAGGAGCUUUCGAGGACUAUCCAUGCGUGGUUGAACAAGACCUUGGGCAAGGCGGGCAAUGGCCACUGA